Sesamum indicum (sesame) is the source of this 610-nucleotide messenger RNA. Its product is annotated as histone deacetylase-like protein. The record is from RefSeq and is a predicted model, not a curated record. Lineage: Eukaryota; Viridiplantae; Streptophyta; Magnoliopsida; Lamiales; Pedaliaceae.
UUGCAAGACGGCAAGUUAAAGUCACUAUAUAACACAAACAAAAUAUCCAGAGAAGGAACACAAAGUAAGAAAUGGGUAUUUCAACAUAUUGCACCCUCAAUCUUUUCCCCCCUCCUAUUUCUUCCCCAAUUUCGAGACCUGCAGAAGUCGCAUGCAACCCUGCUGCAAGGGAGCGAUCAUGGAAGAGCCAAUGCUUGUUAGGGUUAACAUGCGCGAUUAUUGGACUGGAAUUGGGGAAUUUCGCGGUGGUGGGCGAUCAAGAAAGAGCCAUUGCAGCGGAUAUGCCGUCAGCAGCGUCCAAGAUCAUCAUCAGGUGGAGCGACAGAAGGGCUUGCCAGCCGUGGCGGCCUAAUUCACUCGAGACCAUCGUGCCGGAGAACCUUCCGCGGCCUUCGGCCACUGGCUUCUCCGAGUCUGCGCCGCCAGUGAAGGUGGUGGCCAGGUCUAGAGCUAAAAGUUGUUUCUAUUUGUAACACUUUGUAUGAUCAUAGCUGCAGAAUGAAAAUUGUAGGCUAUACGGUACAGUAAGCUGUGAUUCGGGAUUCCAUAAAAACAGUGUUAGAUCUUCCAAAAGUAAUAGAACACUAGAAAAUUAUGAUGUUCAUUUUAA